AUGGAUCGUCCAUGGAGCCAAGAGGUAGAUCGGUUCUGUUACCAAUACCUUCAACUAGAGUCAAAUCUCGACUGGCCUCGAGAUGAAUUCCUCCGGUUGGACGAGGUUCAGGAUGCAAUUUACAAACGCAUCUUCAAGGCCGAGGCGUCCAACGUCGGACCCCCAGACAGAUAUCGGAUCAAAAUUUUGAAGGAACUUGUGUUCCGAAUAGAGUCUGCAAUAGAUGAUUGGGACAGACAUGCCGCCGUGAUGGUCGUCCUGACCAAGGUUCAAAAGGCAGUCUCUGACGAUAUCAUGGCGACAUUAUCAGCAGCUCUGGCCAUUCCCUUGACACCUGGUGCGAUAUCAGCGCAGAGGAAGUGCUAUGUGACAUAUCAUCUGUCCUUGCUUGAGCGCGGGACGCAGUUGAAGACGGCCGCUCCACAUCCGAGCAUUACGCUACUCGAAAACCGAAACCUGAUUGCCGCCGGCGGCACUACGGGCCACAGAACCUGGGAGGCGGCAUUACAGUUGGGACAGUACCUGUGCCAAAAUCCGUCCCUUGUCUCAGGAAAACGCGUGCUGGAAUUGGGUGCUGGCACCGGGUAUCCGUCGGUGCUCUGCGUCAAGCACUUGCAAGCGGCGCACGCCAUUGUUUCGGAUGGAUCCGAAGACGUCAUUGACAGACUGCUGGAUAACUUGUUCCUCAACAGCCUCCAGGACUCGCCGAAAAUCAGCCCCAUGGGUAUCAAAUGGGGACACGCAUUGGUUGGCACGGAGGAGGAGAAAUGGAAUGGCGGCCAACCAGUCGAUGUCGUGCUGGGCGCCGAUAUCACAUAUGAUGCGCGAGCGAUGCCGGCUUUGGCCGCGACUCUUUUCGAUCUCUUCGGCAUGUAUCCCAGUGUCAAGGUAUACAUAUCAGCAACCGAACGAAAUGCAGAGACAUACCAGACGUUUCUAGAGGUGUGCAGGCAAUGUGAGCUAGCUGUAGAGGACCUCCACGUUGAUGUGCCUCCUCGAUCGCAACAGAAUGGCCCGUUUUACGACGACCAGCUGGCAAUACACUUGUGCCGUGUGUCCAAAACUUGA
Molecule: messenger RNA, 1068 nt
Organism: Metarhizium album ARSEF 1941
Lineage: Eukaryota; Fungi; Ascomycota; Sordariomycetes; Hypocreales; Clavicipitaceae
Exons: 2
Coding region: 1-1068 (355 amino acids)
Source: RefSeq, a predicted model, not a curated record